Molecule: messenger RNA, 1207 nt
Organism: Spinacia oleracea (spinach)
Lineage: Eukaryota; Viridiplantae; Streptophyta; Magnoliopsida; Caryophyllales; Amaranthaceae
Product: thiamine phosphate phosphatase-like protein
Exons: 4
Coding region: 118-864 (248 amino acids)
Molecular function (GO): phosphatase activity
Source: RefSeq, a predicted model, not a curated record
ACUUUUAAAAGCUCCAUUAAUCGGUUAACCGGUUAGGUUUGGUUGGUUUCCCCAAAUAACCAACACCCCUUCAAUCACCGGCGAUUGAGCGAAGUAAUUCCGAUCCCCUCUGAAAAAAUGUUGAAAAGAAUGGUGAUUUUCGACUUCGAUCGAACAAUAAUUGAUGGAGAUAGCGAUAGAUGGGUUGUAACCCAGAUGGGUCUUACUCCCUUAUUCGAUCAACUUGCUUCCACUUUGCCAUGGAACUCUCUCAUGAAUAAGAUGAUGGAGGAGCUUCAUUUACGAGGGAAAACAAUUCAAGAUAUUGGAGAGUGUUUAAAGCAAAUGCCAUUACACCCGAAGAUUAUUUCAGCGAUUAAAUCUGCUCAUUCUAUGGGAUGUGAAUUGUGGAUAGUAAGUGACGCGAAUCAAUUUUUCAUCAAGACGAUCCUGGAACAAUAUCAGUUGUUUGGGUUCUUCAAAGAAAUAAUAACAAAUCCAACUUCUGUUGACAAUGAUGGAAGGCUUAGGAUUGCGCCGUAUCAUGGUUUUGAAUUAUGUCCUCAUGGGUGUACACUUUGCCCUUCCAACAUGUGCAAGGGAAUGAUUCUCAAGCACAUACAAACUUCUGCUGGUGAAAUUGGAAUAAAGAGUACAGCCAUCUAUAUUGGAGAUGGUGGAGGUGAUUAUUGCCCUAGUUUGAAACUUGGAGAAAAUGAUCAUGUCAUGCCCCGGAAAAAGUUUCCGUUGUGGAAGCACAUUCACGGCAACCCUUCUCUCGUCAAGGCCACCGUCCAUGACUGGAGCAACGGAGAAGAGCUCGAAACUACCCUACUCCGCCUUAUUAGUGCUGCAACUAUUGAAUUACGUCAAAGUAUAUCAUAGCUUAUGACCCUCGAAUAGUAGACAUAUUCAACGGGCUGGGCCGAGCCAAGCUUAAACGGGGCGGCUGGGCCUCGAAUAUUGAUGCUUUGUUUUAUUUUAUUUUUAUUUUUUAUAUAAUCAUCAAAUGUAAAGUAUAACGAGCAAGAUCCAGAAUCAACCUGUUGCAACUAUUGAAGUACGUCUAAGUAUAUAUAGCCCAUGACCCUCGAUUAGACCUGUUCAAUGGGCUUGGUCGGGCCAAGCUUAAAUGGGUCGGGGGCCUUGAAUAUCGAUGUUUUUUUUUCAAUUUUAAUUUUUAUAUAAUCAUCAAAUGUAAAGUAUAACGAGCAAGAUCCAGAAUCAA